Ailuropoda melanoleuca (giant panda) is the source of this 4610-nucleotide messenger RNA. It is a transcript of the gene DSE, whose product is annotated as dermatan sulfate epimerase. The transcript has 3 exons. Gene Ontology annotation, molecular function: chondroitin-glucuronate 5-epimerase activity. The record is from RefSeq and is a predicted model, not a curated record. NCBI's taxonomy places the organism in Eukaryota, Metazoa, Chordata, Mammalia, Carnivora, Ursidae. Bases 1842 to 3722 code for a protein of 626 amino acids.
GGGGUGGAGAGAGAGGGAAACAAGUCAUAAGAGACUCUGAAAGACAGGGAACAAACAGGGUUGAUGGAGAGAGGUCGGGGCUGGGUAUGAGCUGGAUGGGUGAUGGGUAUUAAGGAGGGCACUUGCUGUGAUGAGCACUGAGUGUUGUAUGUAAGCAAUGAUUCACUGAAUUCUCCUGAAAUAUUUCACUGUAGAUUAACUAACUAAAAUUUAAAUAAAAAUUUGAGAAGAAAAAAAGGAUAGGGUUUUUUUUUCCCCCAGUAAAAUGUAAUUUUUAGAUGGGAAUUCUAGAUCUACAGUAAGGAAUCCAAUCUUUAAAUCUUUUUGCUCUGGUUGUAUACACAUGGACUGAAUAGAAUCUCCGUUAUUGGAUUAGUUAACCAAAAACACUGCAGGCAAAAAGAAACCAUAAGGUUCUUAAAAUUUAGUUGAGAAUUAACUUUCAGAACCCUAUUGUUUUAGUGCUUAUUCUUAGCUAUGCAGGAGAGGCCUGUUUUGUAGUUUAUCUUGAUAAACGAAGGCCAUCUAAAGCCAGGGACCUUGAAGAGGUCUCAGUGCUUUGUAAUUUGAUCUGACCAGCCAGCCACAUCACUGCUGAGAGCUGUGUCUGUGACUGUGUCCUAAACUGGGAAAGAUAGGAUGAACACCUCUAAGGGGAGGAUUCAUGUAUUUAUGUCAAUCAAUCCACCAAACCAUUAUUGAACAUCUAUGUGCCAGGCACUGUACCAGGCAGGGGAUCCAAAGAGAAAUAAAACCUAUCAGCUUUCAGGGAAUUCAUAGAUUACUAGAAGAUUCAGAAAAUCACAUUUUAUCAUAAAAUUGACUUGGAAUAGCAUUUACUAAACUGGUAGAAGCAAAAACACUAGCUGUAAAUUACAUAGAUUUGAUCAUGGUAUCAUUUUGGAAGGGAUUGUGUAUUAAAAUUCAAUCUGUUCUCAACAACCUCUCUUUUCUUGUCCCCCCCUCUACAGUGGCUAUUCUAGUAAUGAUUAUUCCUGUCUGGCCCAGAGUUGUCUCCCAUUCUUUUUCAAGAACACCUGGAGCAUAUCCAGUCUUACCGGCUUUUGUUUUGCUGAUCUAUUCCUGUACAAUUUUUGCAUUUUCUUAAUUUAACUUCCAGCAGUACACAUUAGCAGGAUCUUCUUUGGGAAUUAAGUUUUCUUCCUGUAUGGGGGCGUCUGGGUGGCUCAGUCAGUUAAGCAUCUGCCUUCAGCUCAGAUCAUGAUCCCGGGGCCUGGGAUCGAGUCCCACAUCAGCCUCCUUGCUCAGUGGGGAGGCUGCUUCUCCUUCUCCUGCUCCCCCUGCUUCUGCUCAUGCUCUUUCAAAUAAAUAAAUAAAAUCUUGGGGGGAAAAAAAGUUUUCUUCCUAUAGAAAUGCAGUGUCUCCCUUAAGCCUUAUAACUUCCACUUUACUGGAUACCAAAUGGAAGCACCUUAUGUCAUCAUCUUGGUGUAGAAUGGGGAAUGGGUUGGUAAGAGAGCUAGUGCUCAGUCCAGGUUGAGGAGCUCACCGUGCUCCAGAGGAGAGCUAUGUGUCUCUGCAGAUACAAUGACACAUAGCAUGGACACUGGAAAAUGAGGAAGGUGGGCAGUAUACAGAAGUAUUAAGAAUUGUGACACCCGUUACCAGUGAUAAGUUGCCACAUAGCAAAUACAAACUUGCACACAAGAUUUGUGGAAGGACCUUCAGAGGUCUCAUUAACUGGUCUGGGGUGAGGCGGGGCAUCGUGCUUUUGGUUUUUUUUAAUCCAAGGGUUUCAGAGAACUGUGGCCAUUGCAGACUCAAAUUACAACUGGUUUUAUGGUCCAGAAAGCCAAUUAGUGUUCCUGGAUAAAUUUGUCAUGCGGAAUGGCAGUGGAAACUGGCUGGCUGACCAGAUCAGGAGGAACCGUGUGACCGAAGGUCCGGGCACACCAUCCAAAGGGCAGCGCUGGUGUACUCUUCACACAGAAUUUCUCUGGUAUGAUGCCAGCUUGAAGUCUGUCCCUCCCCCGGAUUUCGGCACCCCCACACUGCAUUAUUUUGAAGACUGGGGUGUCGUGACUUACGGAAGUGCCCUGCCUGCAGAAAUCAAUAGAUCUUUUCUCUCCUUCAAGUCGGGAAAACUCGGGGGCCGUGCGAUAUACGACAUUGUCCACAGAAGCAAAUACAAAGACUGGAUCAAAGGGUGGCGAAAUUUUAACGCAGGGCAUGAGCAUCCUGACCAGAACUCGUUUACCUUUGCUCCCAAUGGGGUACCUUUCAUCACGGAGGCUCUCUACGGGCCGAAGUACACCUUCUUCAACAACGUUUUGAUGUUUUCGCCAGCGGUGUCCAAGAGCUGCUUUUCUCCCUGGGAGGGUCAGGUCACGGAAGACUGCUCUUCGAAAUGGUCGAAGUACAAGCAAGACCUGGCAGCCAGCUGUCAGGGCCGAGUGGUGGCCGCGGUGGAGAAAAACGGCGUGGUGUUCAUCCGUGGCGAGGGCGUGGGGGCUUACAACCCGCGGCUGAACCUCAAGAACGUCCAGAGAAACCUCCUCCUGCUGCACCCCCAACUGCUGCUCGUCGUGGACCAGAUCCACCUGGGGGCCGAGAGCCCGCUGGAGACCGCCGCGAGCUUCUUCCACAACGUGGACGUUCCCUUCGAGGAGACGGUGGUGGACGGGGUCCACGGCGCUUUCAUCAGGCAGCGGGACGGCCUCUACAAGAUGUACUGGAUGGAUGAUACCGGCUACAGCCAGAAAGCCACCUUUGCCUCCGUGACGUACCCUCGGGGCUAUCCCUACAACGGGACCAACUACGUGAACGUGACCGUGCACCUCCGCAGCCCCAUCACCAGGACGGCGUACCUGUUCAUCGGGCCGUCUGUGGACGUCCAGAGCUUCAGCAUCCACGGAGACCCGCAGCAGCUGGACGUGUUCAUCGCCACCAGCCGGCACGCCUACGCCGCCUACCUUUGGACGGGAGAGAGCGCCGGGCAGUCGGCCUUGGCGCAGGUCGUUGCCGAUCGGCAGAAGAUCCUCUUCGACCGGAGUUCGGCCAUCAGGAGCACGUCGGUGCCGGAGGUGAAGGACUACGCCGCGCUCGUGGAACGGAACCUGCAGCAUUUUAAGCCAGUGUUCCAGCUGCUGGAGAAGCAGAUCCUGUCCCGGGUCCGGAACACGGCCAGCUUCAGGAAGACCGCCGAGCGCCUGCUGAGGUUCUCGGACAAGAGGCAGACGGAGGAGGCCAUCGACAGGAUUUUUGCCAUAUCGCAGCAGCAGCAGCAGCAGCAGAGCAAGUCAAAGAAAAACCGAAGGGUAGGCAAACGCUAUAAAUUUGUGGACGCCGUCCCCGAUAUUUUUGCACAGAUCGAAGUCAAUGAAAAAAAGAUUCGACAGAAAGCUCAGAUUCUGGCACAGAAAGAACUGCCCAUCGAUGAAGACGAAGAAAUGAAAGACCUUUUAGAUUUUGCAGAUGUGACCUAUGAGAAACACAAAAACGGUGGCUCCCUGAAAGGCCGCUUUGGACAGGCCCGGAUGAUGACGACAACUCACAGCAGAGCCCCGGUACUGUCGUCUUCCUAUACCAGACUGUUCCUGAUCCUGAACAUUGCUAUUUUCUUUGUCAUGCUGGCAAUGCAACUGACUUAUUUCCAGAGGGCCCAGAGCCGUCAUGGCCAAAGAUGUCUUUACGCAGUCCUUCUAAUAGAUAGCUGUAUUUUAUUGUGGUUGUACUCUUCGUGUUCCCAGUCACAGUGUUAGCACUAAAGCUAUCCAUUAUGUGAUCGUUGUGUGGUCACAAGAGUCUAUGCAAAAACAAAACUAGCCCUAGUUUGUUACUGGACUUUUUAUCUCAGAUUCCUUUUAACAAAUUAAGGGGAACAUAUCUUCACACAAAGCAGGGAUAUGGAGAAAUCAGAAUUGGAAAGGCAAAGAUUUAUCAGAGGAAUAAGAGUGGCUUGGUUGUCCCAUGGUGUUUCUGGAAGUAUUUGGCUUGGCUAAUUUAGCAGUCCAUAUAAUAUUACUCUUAAAAGAAACAAGUCUGGUUUUAAGAAAAAGAUUUAGAUAGAUUUGGGUUUUAUUAAUAUUAAUUUAAUGCUAUUAGCAAUUUCCAAAUACUAUUUUAUGGAAAAGACUGAAGCACACUGUUCUAAGAAGUUCAGAAAAAUCUUUUUAGUGGUGUAGUCAUAUUGAAAAAUAAGUAUUAUUAAGUCCUGGUAUGGUGGUGUUAACUUCCUUGGAGAGUAGUUCAUUAGUUUAAAAAAAGCAGGAUCUCCAUAUUGGAUUCCUAUUCAGACAACACAAUAAAAUGAUGGCAGACGACCAUUAAAAAUUUAAAAUACAUUUUCAGUAGAAAAACACAUAUCUGUGAAUGAAUAUUUCCUUGACGAUGUUGGUCUCUGCACACACAUAAUGCAUCCAUUGGUUGUUCAAUAAAUAAGACAAUUAGGGGUAACUUGAUUUUCUCUUUUUCUUAUAUGGAAAACUGUUGUAGACCCAGUGGCUCAACUUCAAAAUAAAAUAUUUUAUAUCCGAAAUGUUGAUUUCAAUACCAAAGAAGAUGGGGAAGGUAAAAUUUGAAUAUUAUUCUUAUGUUUUUUUAAUAGAAAACUUUAAGUUUAUUUUGCUAAAUAAACAUCAUAAUUAUGA